GGCUCAAUCUAUAGUUUUAAAAAGAGGCAGCAGAGCCACGCCAGUCACAAUGAGUGGCGGCUUUUUGCCAGUGCUGCUAGGGCAUGUUGAUGACCACGCUCCGACUCAAUCGAAGCCGAUCCAGGAGCCCGAUGAAUUCAAUGCCAAAGUUGCAGAUGACAACUUUCAGCUGUACCAAGCCUGCGCAAGCGGUGAUCCAGUGAACGCCAAAAGGCUGCUACUUGCCAAAGUCGAUGCCAACAGCAAGGACUACGGCGGUCGGACUCCCUUGCACUUGGCUUGCGGAUGUGAGUUUGCGGGUGCCAAAGAGGUGGUGCAGCUCUUGUUGGACCAUGGUGCAGAUGCCAAUGCCCUCGACAAGAUUGGCAUGACGCCCAUGGACAUAUCUGUGAAAACUGGGAACCGCUCCAUCCGGAAGGUCUUGGAGGCAAGUGGUGUGGAACUUCAAUCCGCCUUGGAACAAAAGGCGAGGGAGAGUUCCUGGCUGCUGAAAUCCUCUGAUUUCAAGCUUAGGAAGGAACUUGGAAACACCUUAAAGAGUGUGGUGCAUUUGGCAGAUUGGAAUGGAACCACGGUCGUGGUGAAGUGCAUCAAGAUGAAGCAUCGUGUCGUAAUGAAGAAGCUCAGAAAGUCGCAGAGUCUUUGUUUAUCACUGGACAAUGAUGAACUGGAGGCAUUGGAUGGUCCAACGGAGUUGAUGGUACCAACCAAGUCGGAGCCAGAGAUCGUGCAGGCUUGUACCGAAGAGCUUCUUCAUGAGAUCCAAUUGCUGUCGUCCCUUCGACACCCCGACUUGGUCCUGUUCCUGGGCGCUUGCUUGGAGCCUGACCUGCCAGCCAUGUUCGUCACUGAGUACAUGCCCAAAGGUGACCUUGAGCACUACUUGUUCGACAUGAGAAGGAAGAAGCAAACUCCGCACUAUGCGCCACCCUUGUGGCAAACACUGGAGUGGAGCUUGGCCAUUGCUCGUGCCUUGGCCUUCCUUCACAACUUUCCAGUGGUCCAUCGAGAUUUGAAACCGCUGAACCUGCUCUUGACCAAGACUUUGGACGUGAAAGUCACGGACUUUGGCAUUUCCAAAAUCAUGGCGUUUCGCCCAGAAGAGGGCCCCAUGAACAUGAAGCGUGCCAACAGCAGCCUGUCCACUAUGACCCUGGGAGUGGGGACCUACACCUAUAUGGCACCGGAGGUGGUGAGAACCCACAACUACACUGAGAAGGUGGACAUCUAUUCCUUCGCGCUCAUCAUGUUUUACCUCAGCUCCGGAAAGCGGCCCUUCUAUACCUUCGCCCAUCCCAGCGACAUCUUGGACCGGUUCGUGGCCGGAGCAGAGCCCCGCCCCGAUGCCGGGGAAUGCCACAAGGUCUUGCGACCGCUGAUCCAAGAGUGUUGGCAUAAGAAGUCGGAGGACCGACCCUCAGCCGAAGACAUCUUGGUUACCUUGCAAGAGAUGAAGGCCACCUCCUCCUGGUGUGGCCUCAGCAAGGUCUUUAAAAGUGGGCGCUGAGUUGAAGCUCGCGUCAGCUUUGCCUUGUCAUAUUGCAUGAUUUUCGUUUCAAGUGCCCCUACCCGGCAAGAAGCUCGGGCUAAAAGGCAGUUUCUUGACUCGUGCGCAGGCUUCUCCUGAGCGGAUUGCUAGGGAGUUGAAGCGUUGCAGAAUGAGAACACGUUUUGACGCAUGGAGAG
Messenger RNA from Effrenium voratum, 1686 nucleotides. NCBI's taxonomy places the organism in Eukaryota, Dinophyceae, Suessiales, Symbiodiniaceae. The record is from the annotation of a GenBank genome assembly.